Molecule: messenger RNA, 3432 nt
Organism: Arachis ipaensis
Lineage: Eukaryota; Viridiplantae; Streptophyta; Magnoliopsida; Fabales; Fabaceae
Biological process (GO): protein phosphorylation
Molecular function (GO): ATP binding; protein kinase activity; receptor serine/threonine kinase binding
Source: RefSeq, a predicted model, not a curated record
AAAAAUAGUUUGAAAAAAUUAUAAUUAAAAAUAGAAAAAAAAAAAAAAGACUAGAGAGAUGUUACUAUGUUAGUACAAAAAUGUAGUAGCGUAGUGAUAAUUAUAGCAGCAUGAUAGUGGUAUGUCCCUCAGGUGGGUGAUGAGAGCACUACUCGUAAUUAAAUCUCUCGUUUCCCUCUCUCUCUCUCUCUAAACUAUAACCGCCAUGCCUCUCUUAUUCUUCUUCUUCUUCUUCUUUGUUACUCCCACUCUCUCACUCAACCAAGAAGGCCUGCUCCUUCUAGAAGCCAAGAACCAACUACUUCCAUCAUCCUCCUCCUCCCUCGCCGACUGGAACCCCCGCGACCCCACCCCAUGCAACUGGACCUGCGUCACAUGCAACCCCAAUACCUCCCACGUCAUCUCCCUCUCCCUCUCCUCUCUCUCCCUCUCCGGCCCUAUUCCCUCGUCCCUCUGCCGCCUACCCUCCUCCCUUCUCCACCUCGACCUCUCCUUCAACAACUUUUCCGCUUCUAUUCCCCCUUCCUUCUCUCUCUUCCCCAACCUCCGAUCCCUCAACCUCGUCGAAAACCUCCUCAACGGAACCAUCCCUUCGUUUCUCACCAACCUCACCACCUUAACCUUCCUCCACUUGUCCUACAACCCUUUUCUUCCUGCUCCGUUACCGAGUGAGUUCGGCAACAUGACCAACCUCCAGGACUUGUCUCUUUCCGGCUGCAACCUCCUCGGUCCAAUUCCCGCUUCAUUGGGGAAGCUAUCCAACCUUCGAAACCUUGAACUAACCUAUAACAGCCUCCAGGGUGCCAUACCGGAGUCUCUCAUCUCCGGCCUCACCAGCAUCGUGUUUCUCGAGCUCUAUGAAAACUCGCUCUCUGGUUCAUUGCCACGUGGCGCUGUGUGGAACAACCUCACCCAUUUGGAAGGCUUCGACGCCUCCGGGAACGACUUGACAGGGACGAUUCCCUCCGAGUUGACUCGGUUGAAGAAACUCGGUUCUCUCAACUUGUUCAAUAACAACCUCGAAGGCUCUCUGCCGGAGAGUAUCGUCGAGGCCGAGAGCUUGUACGAGCUUAAACUGUUCAACAACUCGCUCAAUGGGUCGUUGCCGAGUCAACUCGGGAGCAACUCGCCCCUGCAGACACUCGACCUCUCGUACAACAACUUCUCCGGCGAGAUUCCGGCGGGAUUGUGCCGCCGGGGAGCGAUGCAGGAGAUCAUGCUAAUUUACAACUCGUUCUCCGGCAGAAUCCCCGAGAGUCUGGGGGAUUGCAGGAGCUUGAUGAGGGUUCGAAUAAGGAACAAUAACAUUUCGGGAACUGUUCCCGAUGCUAUGUGGGGACUGCCACACCUUUUUCUUCUGGAGCUUGAUGAUAAUUCCCUUACUGGGUCGAUUUCUACUUCUAUUUCUGGCGCAAGCAACAUGUCAAGUUUGUCGCUUUCCUUCAACAUGUUCUCAGGGUCUGUUCCCCAGGAAAUUGGGAAUUUGGACAACCUUGUUCAGUUUGUCGCCAGCCAUAAUAGGCUAUCUGGUCGGAUUCCGACGAGUGUUGUGAAAUUGAGUCAGUUGGGGAAGCUUGUGAUUAGUGAUAAUGAGCUUUCGGGUGAGAUACCUUUGGGGAUUAGUGCUUUGGAAAAGCUUAAUGAUCUUGAUUUGUCCAAUAAUAAGCUUGAUGGUAACAUUCCAAGUGAAUUAGGAACCUUGCCGGUGCUUAAUUAUCUUGAUCUUUCAGGGAAUCUUUUCUCCGGUAGGAUCCCAAUUGAGCUGCAGAAUUUGAAUCUUAAUUUGCUGAAUUUGUCGAAUAAUCAGCUUUCAGGGGAGAUCCCUAAAGAAUUCGACAAUGAGAAUUACAAGAAGAGUUUUCUUGGAAAUCCAGGGCUGUGUAGUUCUUCUUCAGUCUCUGGGCUCUGUCAAAAUUUAGGUGAGAAGAAGAAGAACAAGAUAAAGUAUGAUUGGGUUUUCAGGUUCAUAUUUGUGCUUGCUGGAAUUGUGUUUGUUGUUGGGGUAACAUGGUUUUGGUUCAAAUUUAGGAGCAUUAAGAAGAUAAAGAAGAAAGUGAUGCCUAACAUGUUAAAAUGGAGAUCUUUUCACAAACUUGGAUUCAGUGAGUAUGAGGUUGUGAAGUUGCUGAGUGAAGACAAUGUCAUAGGUAGUGGAGCAUCCGGGAAAGUUUACAAGGUUGUCCUGAGCAAUGGUGAAGCUGUGGCAGUGAAGAAAUUAUGGGGACCAAAAAACAGGACUACUGUUUCUGAAAAAGAUGGUUUUUUUGAAGCUGAGGUGGAAACAUUGGGAAAAAUCAGGCACAAGAAUAUUGUGAGGCUAUGGUGUUGUUGUAACAGUGGUGAUAGCAAGCUCUUAGUUUAUGAGUACAUGCCUAAUGGAAGCCUUGCUGAUUUGCUUCACAGUAGCAAGAGAAGCUUGUUGGAUUGGCCAAUUAGGUACAGAAUUGCCAUUGAUGCUGCUGAGGGGCUUUCUUAUUUGCAUCACUAUUGUGUUCCUCCUAUUGUUCAUAGGGAUGUCAAAUCCCACAAUAUAUUGCUUGAUGAAGACUUUGGAGCAAAAGUUGCAGAUUUUGGUGUGGCCAGAACUUUUAGCAGGGUUACCCAAGGUGCAGAAUCUAUGUCUGCAAUUGCCGGAUCUUAUGGUUACAUAGCACCAGAAUAUGCUUACACUCUAAGAGUGAAUGAGAAGAGUGACAUCUAUAGUUUUGGAGUGGUAAUUUUAGAAUUGGUAAGUGGGAGAGCUCCACUUGAUCCAGCAUAUGGUGACAAAGAUUUGGUGAAAUGGGUUUCUUCCACAUUGGAGCAGAGUGGAGAGGAUCAAGUGAUUGAUCCAAUUAUGGAUGUUAAGUACAAGGGAGAAAUCAUCAAGGUACUAAACAUAGGGCUCCUUUGCACAAACCCUCUUCCCAUAAACCGGCCUUCAAUGCGCAAGGUGGUGACAAUGCUGCAUGAAAUAUCUGCAAUUCCCAGAACAACAAGUGGAAAAUUGUCCCCUUAUUAUCAAGAAGAGGCAUCUGAUAAUGAAAAUCAUCAUGGAAACACGGUUUGAUCCAGUUAUCCAUAUAUUUUAAGUAUCAUGUUUAGGGUGUAUUUAGAUUUAGGUAAAAAAUUGUGUUUAGAUACAUCAUCUAAAACAUGAUAUUUAAAAUUAGACAGAGUAUUUGAAACAUCUAUUGUAAGAAAUGGUAAGAGAUAGCAUAACUAGGUUCAAUUUUCAUCACUAUCACGUUUUUACAUAUAAAAAAGUUACUACAUGUAACAGCAACUGUAAGAAAUAUUAAGAGAGAGAAAUGCCAAUUUUAACUUUGCCAUUUUUCUCAAUUCUCAUGAACUGGAUAUUGUAUAAUUGAAAUUGCUAUCAUAGUUGGAACUAAAGUAAUAUUCUUGGAUGAAAUUUUUAAUGGCAAGUGUUAGUCCCGGAUUUGUUGUCCA